AAACACAGAAAUUCUGGUUUAAUUUUUUCUUUUUUUUGUAUAUAUAAAUACAUGGUUUUUACCAUCACAAAAUGUACUUCCAUCAUUAACUAAAUAACUGGAAAAAAAGCAUAUCAUGGCUGCCAUAUUAUUGUUAGCCCUUGUGGUUACUUUGGCUAAUGCCUACGAUCCAAGCCCUCUCCAAGACUUCUGUGUUUAUGACAACACUUCUACGGUGUUGGUGAAUGGGCUGGCGUGCAAGGAUCGAAAUAAAGUGACAUCUGAUGAUUUCUUCACAUCCGGUCUCGACGGGUCCACUGCCGCAGCGGCAUUUCCAAAUUCUACCUUUAGUGCCGCAAGUGUUAGAGAAAUACCCGGGCUCAACACCCUCGGGCUGACCCUGGUUCGUAACGACUACCUGCCCGGCACCGCCAUCCCGCCUCACAUCCACAACCGGGCAACCGAGUUAGCCCUUGUUCUGAAGGGCAACAUAACCUUGGGGUUCGUGUCUGCCGAUCCCGCCACGGGUUACAAAACAAAUCGAGUCUACUCGAAAAACUGUACAGUUGGGGAUGUUUUUGUUGUGCCACAGGGCCUUGUUCACUUUGGCAUGGUUUCGAGCGAUGGGGAUGCCACUACCAUCACGGCUUUCAACAGCCAAAGCCCCGGGUUUAACUUCGUGGCUGCUCAGGUCUUCGGGAAGGGCUUGUCAUUACCUAAAGAUUUUCUGGCGAAAUCCUUUCAAGUCACAGAUCAAAUCAUUGAAGAAAUUCAAAAUCAUUUUGAAUGAUUUAUUAAUGGGGUUUCAAAACUAUAUGUUACACAUGUUUCAUGUUGCCGGACACUUUAGUUUUCUCAUUUCAAUUCCCAAAAUGUGAUGUGGUUUCUUUUUAUUAUAUUAUCUCGCAAUGUUGUUUUGUUUUAUGCAUUAAUAAUUCAUUACUACGUUGUAAUACGCCGUACAACUUCACAACCUAUGUGUUGUUUUUAUAAAAAAAUUGCCCAUGUGGCUCUUAUUGUUUCACCAAUUCCGUUCUACAUAAAUUUUACAAUUGUUU
This is a messenger RNA of Cuscuta campestris, 1037 nucleotides long. The record is from the annotation of a GenBank genome assembly. Lineage: Eukaryota; Viridiplantae; Streptophyta; Magnoliopsida; Solanales; Convolvulaceae.